AUGGAUGCCAGGAACGCGCGAGGAAGCCUGGGGUUCGUCCGGCACUUCUCGCAGAAAUCUUUCCUCGACAUCGGCAAGGCGAAGCUUUCCCUGCGCGGCCGCUCGCUCAACUGGAAGCCCGAUGUCGAUGGGACACGCCUGGAUCGGCUCAAUCUCACUGAGGAGGCCGUGGCCAUAUUCCGCGAGUCGCAUGCGUCCUUCGUCAACCAACUUCCUGUGUUCGCCAGCCAUCUACCCUACCGUGCCGGUACCACUGGCAUUGUGACGACGGCCGGGGAGCGCAACUUUGGGCAGGCUAUUUCACUGGUGCUGAUGGCGCGGCGGACUGGCUCGCUCUUGCCAAUACAGAUCAUGCUCGACUCGUCGGCGCCGUGGAUAGAUUUGGUGUGCUCCGAGACGAUGCCUCGUCUCAACGCGACCUGCGUGUCCCUUCCCGACAUGUGGGCCGACACGGACCCUCCGGCGCCAAAGUUGGCGCGCUUCCAGUGGAAGUUCAUCUCGAUCGUUGCGUCCAGCUUUCAGAACGUGCUCUUCCUCGACACCGACUGCCUCCUCGUGCGGAAUCCGGACCCCAUCUUCGACCGCGGUUCCGAGCCGUUUACCUCGGCCGGCUUCAUAACCUGGCCCGACUUUUGGGCGUCGACCACCGCGCCGCGGUUCUACGAGAUUGCCGGCGACCUCGAGGUCCCGUCGGUUAACUCGCGGACAACGUCGGAAAGUGGCAUAAUGGUGUACGACAAAUCCCGCCACGCCGAUACCCUCCUCCUCGCCGCCUACUACAACUAUAACGGACCGAAGCACUACUACACCAUACUCUGCCAGCGCGGUGCUGGGGAAGGCGAUAAGGAGACCUUCUUCCAGGCUGCGCUGGUCCUCGAAGCGCUGCGGGGACGGGGAGCGUACAAGCAGCCGACGACGUGGAUGAAACCCGGCGUGGGCGUUAAAAAGGGGUAUUACGACGUAAAGAAGAUGCCCCGUUCGCACGGGCGGACGGUCAAGGGCAAGUGGAGGGGCAUGCUCAUGAUGCAAGCGGAUCCGAUGGUGGAUUACCAGGGCGUCAUGGCGGCCAUUGAGAAGGCUGACAAGAAGGAAAUCAUGGCGCCCGCCAAGGCUGACAGGAACGAAACGCGUGCGAGUCCCGGGCGUAGAACGAGGCAGCACUUCCGGGACAACGGCGACCCGCUGCACAAGCGGGGCGAAGCGGCGACCGUCAACGAGGAGGACUUCAUGACGGAUUCGUCAUUCCUCGGCACGGUGGGCAACUUGACGUGGGAGCAGCUCGACCACCGCGUCAUGUUCUUGCACCACAACGGCGUCAAGCCCGAUUUUACGCGCCUCCUCGACGAGAAGUCGGGAUUAGCGGCGACGGACGAGAAGGGCAAGUACAUGCGCCUGUGGGGCGACCCCGGUUGGCUGAUGGACAGCUUCGGCCGCGACGUCGAGAAGGUGCUCUGGGAGGAUUCGAUGCGGAUUUACUGUCAGAACAAAUUGGAGGCGUUCGAUCGCCUGCGGGAGGUGUGCGCGCGGAUGGGCUUGAUUUAUGCGAAAGUGUACUCAUAG
Molecule: messenger RNA, 1560 nt
Organism: Chaetomium fimeti
Lineage: Eukaryota; Fungi; Ascomycota; Sordariomycetes; Sordariales; Chaetomiaceae
Product: mannosyltransferase putative-domain-containing protein
Exons: 2
Coding region: 1-1560 (519 amino acids)
Biological process (GO): mannan biosynthetic process
Cellular component (GO): Golgi apparatus
Molecular function (GO): alpha-1,2-mannosyltransferase activity
Source: RefSeq, a predicted model, not a curated record